UUCAUUUCCAACCUCAUAACCUUCUUCGGUUCAUCGUCAGAAUUUUGGUUGCGCCAUGAUUGAAUGGAGAAUAAGCAAGAAUGUGUUGUUCAGAGUGAUAUUUGUAUUAAUUUUAGGUCAAAUUGCAUCAAUAAAUCUUUCUCUACUGAGUUUCACUUCCUCACUCUUAUCAAAUCGAAGUAUAAAUGUACCACUCACUCAGUCUCUUCUUACUUACACUCUACUUGCGCUUGUUAACAUUCCUAUCAUCUUGUUCCGUCGGCAAAAAUUGAUGGUACCUUGGUAUUGGUAUCUUCUGUUGGCCUUUAUCGAUGUUGAAGCCAAUUAUGUGGUUCUCAAGGCAUAUCAAUAUACGUCGAUUACGAGUGUGACGUUGCUGGAUUGUUGGACAACACCAUGGGUUAUGAUCUUAACAUGGAUAUUCAUAGGGACUAGAUAUACUCUGGGUCAGUUCUUUGGUGCAGCUACAUGUGUGAUUGGUCUUUGUUUAGUUCUGUUGUCAGAUUCAGCCGGUGGCGACUCAUCAGGUGGGACUGCACCUCUUUUUGGAGAUGCGCUUGUCAUUGCUGGAACACUUGGUUUUGCAUUGAGUAAUGUUGGAGAGGAAUAUUUUGCUAAGAAGAAAGAUCUUACUGAACUUCUUGCAAUGCUCGGCAUAUUUGGAAUGUUUGUGAGCAUAUGCCAGAUACUACUAGUUGAGAGGCAUAAUCUGGAAGUAAUCAAGUGGUCUCCUGAAGCUAUAUCACUUUUUGGUGGCUUUGCACUCUCAAGCUUUAUUUACUAUUCAGUUGUUCCUUAUGUUUUGAAGUUGGGAGGAUCUGUGCUACACAACCUCUCAAUUCUGACAUCUGAUGUUUGGGUACUCAUUAUCCGGGUCUUCAUAUAUCAGCAAAGUAUACACUGGUUAUAUUAUCUCGCGUUUGUUGUCGUGGUUGUUGGACUCAUUAUUUAUUCAACAAAUGACAGGAAUGCUAUAUCUGCUAUAGACUCUGAAAAUCUAGACAACAAUGCCCAAUACCAAUUACUCGAUGAGGAAAAUGAGGGUGCUAGAAAUGAGACUUGGACGACAUAAUAUGUGAUCGACAUGUUCCUUAAGCAGUAGGUAAAGUCAUUCAGAUCGUGUACCAAUGUUGUUGUUUGCUGUAGAUAUUCUUUUUCUAUAAACAUGAUUGUUAUAAGAGAUAGGCUAAAUUCUUCCUUGUUCCUACUAAUUGGAAAGAAUGGCCAAAUAGAAGUUCAUGUUUACAUAGAUUGCCAUCAACUGAUGGUACUUGACCAA
Messenger RNA from Papaver somniferum (opium poppy), 1279 nucleotides. RefSeq names its product solute carrier family 35 member F2-like. Lineage: Eukaryota; Viridiplantae; Streptophyta; Magnoliopsida; Ranunculales; Papaveraceae. Gene Ontology annotation, biological process: transmembrane transport. The record is from RefSeq and is a predicted model, not a curated record. The coding region runs from base 56 to 1072 and encodes 338 amino acids. Gene Ontology annotation, molecular function: transmembrane transporter activity. The transcript has 10 exons. Gene Ontology annotation, cellular component: membrane.